Molecule: messenger RNA, 1470 nt
Organism: Colletotrichum scovillei
Lineage: Eukaryota; Fungi; Ascomycota; Sordariomycetes; Glomerellales; Glomerellaceae
Product: serum paraoxonase/arylesterase
Exons: 2
Coding region: 34-1329 (431 amino acids)
Source: RefSeq, a predicted model, not a curated record
GCCUUACCUUCAACAUCGUCGUUAACGAACAACAUGGCGGCAUUGGUUCCCGUUUUGGUCGCCGGCCUCGCCAUCUUCGGAGGCUUCAACUACGCUCCCACAGUCAAGAGGUCAAUCGCCCUUGCAGGAAUCGGACGCGAGAAGCUAAACACCCCCGUGGCUCAAGCCGGAGACUUGAUCUACAUUGACGACACAAUUCAUUGCGAAGAUAUCCAUUACCACGAACCAAGUGGCCUCCUCUUCACGGCUUGUGAAGACAAUGAAGAGAACCGUGCUGAAUGGUUCCCCGGCCUCGGAAACCUCAAAGAUCCACUGGUGGGAAGCAAGCAAAAGGGCUCUAUUCACGUCAUCAAUCCUAAGGAUAUGACCCAAAAACGACUCAGGUUUGAGAACUUUGACUCGACCUAUGUUACCCAUGGCAUCGAUGUCAUCACGGACCCCAAGAGGGCCGAUGCAGUCUACAUCUUCGCCGUCAACCAUGUACCACAUCCAGACUACCUUGCAACCAAGAUUGGAAGCCAGGACGCUCAGCAAGUCACCCAAAAGUCUCAAUCGCGCGUUGAAAUCUUUCAUCAUAUCCUCGGAUCAUCCACCGCCAAGCACCUGCGAACCGUUAUUCACCCGCUGGUCAAGACUCCCAACGAUAUCUUCAUCAAAGACCCGUACUCAUUCUAUGUGACCAACGAUCAUUACUAUGCCGACGGUGUCGGAAGACAUGUUGAGGAUAUAUGGCCGGGUACAACCUGGACCGACACCAUCUACGUUCACAUCGAGGAGAUGUCGUCUUUGGUUCCUACAGAAGGCAUCAAGGCCGAGGUGGCUCUCUCGGGAAUCCGCAACAAUAACGGCCUAGGCCACAGUCGGCAGACCGGAGAAAUUCUAGUUGUCAACUGCGCCGGCGGUGAGAUGCUCAUCGGCGAGCUAUCUUCAGACCCGAAGAACACCACCAUCAACAUCAUCGAGUCCGUCCAGGUGGACUCAUAUAUCGAUAACCCCAGCUAUUUUGACGACCCAUACAAGACUGACGUCUUCGACGCUAGCGGCUUCGUUCUCCCUGGCCUUACGCGGCCUGUCGAUAUCCCGAAGCAAGUUCACAAUACUACAUCGGACAUUGGGUCGAUUGUGUGGUAUGCCAAGCCAGCUGCGGGCAGCAACGGAGGCUAUGAGAAGAGAGUAGUAUUUGAGGAUGAUGGCACGAGGGCCAGAUCAGCAGCGGCGGCUGUCUUGGUCGCUAUUGAUCCGGCUCAAGAGAAGGGAGAGAGAAGGGCAUGGCUCUUUGUCACUGGCUUCAUGGCUGGCAGUGUUGUUGCCGUCAAGAUUGACCUUUGAGGGCGCGACGGAUGAUCAAGGAGCAGGCCCCAUGUUCACAGCACCCAGGAAAGACUGAAGCAAUGGGGAUAGUAUCGAUCGAUUUGCAUGGAUGGAGUCACUCGCUGGCACAGCUCAGGAAAGAUGAUUUGCAGAGUCGGG